Molecule: messenger RNA, 1587 nt
Organism: Nematocida homosporus
Lineage: Eukaryota; Fungi; Microsporidia
Exons: 1
Coding region: 1-1587 (528 amino acids)
Biological process (GO): peptidyl-serine phosphorylation; autophagosome organization; protein autophosphorylation
Cellular component (GO): cytoplasm; autophagosome
Molecular function (GO): ATP binding; protein serine/threonine kinase activity
Source: RefSeq, a predicted model, not a curated record
AUGGUCGGGAAAUACGCAGUAACUGAGCAACUGGGAAAAGGAGCCACUUGUAUUGUUUAUGGGGGAUACAAUCGAAAGACAAAAGAGCCAGUGGCAAUUAAAGCCGUAAAUUCAAAUAACAAAAGACAUCUGCACUUGGCAGCCAAUGAAAUACGUGUGUUACAACGCAUUCAGCACCCGAAUAUCAUUAGGAUGAUUGAAACGGUUGAAACCAAAACACAAACAUUGAUUAUUUUGGAAAAGUGCAAAUUUUCACUAUCUACAAUUGCCCGAUCGGGUAAUUUAUCUUAUAAGGUAAUUAUUCGGUUAUUUCGUGAUAUUUUAGUGGCAUUACGUUAUCUACAUGGCCAAGGCGUCAUUCAUCGUGACGUCAAAUUGGGUAAUGUUAUGAUUAGCGAGCAGAAUGAGUUAAAAUUGAUUGAUUUUGGUCUCUCUAAAGAUACUUUGUUUAGUGCGCCUUUGACUUUCUGUGGGACACCAGAGUUUAUUAGUCCAGAAGUUUUAGAGCGUAAGCCGUACACUAAAAAAACAGAUAUAUACAGUGCCGGAAUGCUUAUCUACUUUUUGGUUUUUAAAUGUGAUUAUAGUCAAGUUAAGAUUGAAAAUGCCAAACACUCGGCCCAAUACGGAGGAGUAGUUUGUUUAUUAGAAAGAAUGCUGGAAAGAGAUCCAGAUAGGAGAAUCACGGCUGAGGAGGCUUUAGCUGAUAAGAUCUUUCAUUCAUUUAUUCCUAAGAUUAUUGGGGUAGAAGGUAUUAAGCCAUUUCAGAUGCCAACUAAGCUGGGAACGAUUGAGUGUCUAGAGAAUGGAGUGCGGAUGUCAAAUAAUGACUCAGUCUUUACUAUUCGACCGGGAAUGAAUGGGAUCUAUCAAAAAUACUCUAAAACAGCCGAAGAGAUCUACAUUCCUUUUUCAGCGGUUGAUUCAAAAACAUUGAAGUUAGUGGGGUUUUGUUAUUCUGUUUUGGGUUUAGUAAAGAAAAGAACACCAGUAGUUAUUAUCUUAACUGAUCAAGGUAAGUUUUUCAAAAUGAUGAAAGAAGGGAUGUAUAUCUACAUUACUGAUCAAGAGUAUCUGGUUUGGCAAAAUGGAGAAAUCACGACCAAAAGCCUGAAAGAUCAAAAAUCAAUAGAGACGCAGAUAGCACGGGCUGAGAUACAAAGUCUUAUCUAUGAAAGUAUUCAGGCGCUUAAUCGGAAUGGCCGGACUCCACGGCCUUUAACUCUUGAUAAACGAAGUGAUAAAAGAGGUGAUUUAAAGCACAGUAUUUACCAGUCUGUAGGUAUGCCAUCGGUUGAGUCGACAUCUUUGGCGAACUUAGUAUCAAUGCCGAUAGUUCAUGCUAAGACAGAAUAUGUGCCUAUUUUUACAGAUCAAGGCUGUGUUGUUCGGGUUGAGCCUUAUUUGUUUACCAUGAGUAUGAUGUGUGGCGAGUUUCUUAUCUUAAAUAUCAAAGAAGAAAGUCUUACUCGUUAUCUCAAAGGAGAAGCCAAACAAACUUAUAAAAUAUCCGCCACCACUGAUAAGAUUGUGCUCCAACGAGUGCUGCUCUUUGAACAGGCGUUUUUGCAGAUAGAGACCCUUUAG